AUGUAUGGGACUGUAUCAACUGCUGUGGAUUGGGUAAUAAUCAAACUAGCUUCGUCUAACCCUGAGAAUAAUAAUAGGAAAGAGAAGGUGGAAGUGUUAUUAAGUUCGUUUUCACCCUCUCCAUUACCAAUCAACAAGGCUAUGUCGACCCAUGAUGACUUAGAAGCAAUACUAGAGAUAUUACCAGAGGUAUCUGCUGAUGAUUAUUCCGUAGUAGGUCAGCUCGAGCAACAUGCACCUGUUUAUAAAGUAAAUGAUGUGGUAUCAGAAGUGUUAUCAGAGGUCAACUUCAAGUUACCGGAGGAGAGAGAGAUGGGUAAACUCUUAAAUGAGGCACAUAAGGAAAGCGUUAGUGAUAAAAAAAGGCAACACGAUAAGAAAAAGAAGUUUCAGGCCAAAAACUCUACAUACAAAAAUUUUGACGAUUCUGAUGAAAUCGAGCUUACUAAAAAGCAAAAUAUAGAACUGUAUUUAAUACGAGAUUUACAGAAUGAAAAGCUAUACGAUCUGGACAAUGAAGAAAUUUUAUCCUGGAUUCGCUAUUCAGAGUUAGCGAUAAAACUGCAAAAAUACAAAGAUAUGUUAGAAUAUCUACCAGGUGUUGCAUCAGAAAACGAUCAAAAUCACAUGAUCACAACUGAGGAUCUCAAAUCUUUAUCCAAUACCGAG
Molecule: messenger RNA, 669 nt
Organism: Acaulospora morrowiae
Lineage: Eukaryota; Fungi; Glomeromycota; Glomeromycetes; Diversisporales; Acaulosporaceae
Source: the annotation of a GenBank genome assembly